Molecule: messenger RNA, 1605 nt
Organism: Lactuca virosa
Lineage: Eukaryota; Viridiplantae; Streptophyta; Magnoliopsida; Asterales; Asteraceae
Source: the annotation of a GenBank genome assembly
CACAAAGAAAUCUCUCAAACGAGCUUGUGUUGUAACAAUGGAAUUAGAGCUUUUUAUAACACCAUUAUUGUUAUUUUUAUUUUCCAUUUUUAUUCUUUUUCGAGGUAAGAAAAAACCGGACCGACUCCCACCCGGUUAUUUGGGACUACCCUUGAUAGGGCAAAGCCUCGACCUUUUGAAGGCCUUGAAAGCUGAUAAGGUCGAAAAUUGGUUUCAAGAAAAAAUAACCAAACACGGGCCUAUUUGGAAAGUCGGUCUGUUUGGAUACCCGACAGUCGUUUUAAAUGGUCCAACUGCAAAUAAGUUCAUCUACACUUUUGAUGGGAACAUACUCACCAACACACAACCACCAUCAAUGAGUCGAAUCAUCGGUUCGAAAAAUUUAAGCGAGUUAACCGGGAAUGAUCAUAAACGAGUAAGAGCGGCUCUUACUUCGUUUUUGAAGCUUGAAGUGUUGAAGCAAUAUGUUGCAAAAGUAGACGAAGAAAUCCAGCACCACCUUCAAACACAUUGGCAUGGUAAACAUGAAGUUCAGGUGCAACCCCUGAUAAAGACCUUAACCUUCAAUGUAAUUUGCUCACUUCUCUUUGGGAUCGAAAGAGGGCCUAAAAGAGAUAAGAUCCUACCACAUUUCAAACACAUGAUCGAAGGUGUGCUAGCAAUUCCAAUCAAUUUGCCUUUCACUCAAUUCAAUCGUGGGAUUUUAGCAAGAAGGAAACUAGUACCAAUAAUUUUAGAUCUUAUACGUGAGAAAAGGGAAGCACUUGAAGAACAAAAACAACAAGCUAAUCACCAUAAAGAUCUCAUCACUGAGUUGCUUUGCAUGCGUAAUGAGGAUGGCUCAACAACGACAUCUGAUGAGGAGAUCACUGACAACAUCAUCCUCGUGAUGGCUGCAGGAUACGAUACAACCUCAGCCCUCCUCACGUUUUUAGUUAGACUUUUGGCUAACAACGAAUCUAUUUACUCAACUUUAGUUCAUGGUAACGCAUCUUAUCUUCGUUUCUAUUGUUAUCAUUGCAAAAAACAAGAAAAGAUUGCCAAGAAUAAAGCACAUGGGGAAGCUUUGACAUGGGAAGAUCUUACAAAGAUGAAGUACAUGUGGAGAGUUGCAUCUGAGAUGUUGAGGAUAAACCCUCCCGUGAAUUUGAACUUCCGACGAACUAUGCAAGAUAUUGAGUACGGAGGAUUUAUAAUUCCUAAAGGAUGGCAAGUGUUGAUAUCUCAAUCCAUGACACACAUGAACAAUGACAUUUUCCAAGACCCGACCAUGUUUGAUCCAAAGCGUUUUGAGAAGCAUGCACCACAACCACCACCUUUCAGUUUUGUGCCGUUUGGAGCAGGGUCAAGGAUGUGUCCUGCUAUUGAACUUGCAAAAAUGGAAAUUUUAGCUAUGAUGCAUCAUUUGGUGACAAGGUUCACGUGGGAACUUGUCAAGAAAGACGAAUCAUUUAAGAGAAACCCAAUGCCAGAAUUCGAUCAAGGAUUGUUCGUGCGGAUCAAACCCACAAAAGCAUAAUUUAUGUCAUCCAAAGCAUCAUCGUAGGUAAGAUUUGGGCUAAUAGCUUCCCAAGACAAAAUGCAUUUGUCCAAAACCAUAUAUAG